Moesziomyces antarcticus is the source of this 2889-nucleotide messenger RNA. Its product is annotated as beta-1,3-glucanase. The transcript is spliced from 2 exons. NCBI's taxonomy places the organism in Eukaryota, Fungi, Basidiomycota, Ustilaginomycetes, Ustilaginales, Ustilaginaceae. The record is from RefSeq and is a predicted model, not a curated record. Bases 1 to 2889 code for a protein of 962 amino acids. Gene Ontology annotation, molecular function: polygalacturonase activity.
AUGUUUCGACUGCUGCUCUUGCUUUUGCUCUGCGCCUGCACGCUCGCUAACACCGUGGAAGUCCAGCCGGCUCUUUCUGAACAGCGGCACGCUUUGGUGCCUUCGCCUCACAGCCUAGAUGCCAUCGCCAGGGCAGCCGCAGAGUCGUUUCUCGAGCAGCAUCAAGCCGCCACCGCCCAAGACGCCCAGCUCGACUCGGCCCCUCUGGAUGUGGACCCUGUCAAGCGAGACGCGUCGGCGUUUCUCGACCUGGACCCUGCGCCCCUCCAACUGCUCGACCAACACCAGCUGGGCCCUGCCCAAUACAUGCUGCCCAAGGUGCUCCAGGUCACAGCUAGCGGUCUCACCGGCAUCGCAGAGGCAGGCAAGAACCUCUUUGACGGCAUCGCACAAGUGCUCCAACAGAGCCAGGUCGCUUGGGCAAACCUUCAAAACGCUACAAACCUCACCAGGAUCCUCCAGGACUCCCUCUCGGAUCAGUUUGGAGACCAGAUCAGCCAAGCCGGCUGGCAGCUCACGCUCAACGACACCAUGCCUCCCUCCUCCUCCUCAAGACAGAACAAUGCCGCCCAGGCCAACUCCACCUUCUGGCUCGAACUCGUCGAUCACAAUGGCUCCGCCACCUACAAUCCCACCCCAAACACCUACAAGGUCUUCCGCAACGUCCGAGACUUUGGAGCCAAGGGCGAUGGAGUAACCGACGACACAGAUGCCAUCAACCAGGCUAUCAGCCAGGGCAACCGAUGCGGUCAAGGCUGCGGCAGCUCCACCAUCUCCCCUGCUCUCGUCUACUUCCCACCCGGCACCUAUCUCGUCUCGUCUCCGAUCGUCUCCUUCUACUACACUCAGCUCGUAGGAAGCGCUACAGACCGCCCUACCUUGCUCGCUGCUCCCUCCUUCCAGGGCAUAGCCGUCAUCGAUGAGGAUCCUUACGGCCCCGACGGUUCCAAUUGGUACAUCAACCAAAACAACUUCUUCCGCGCCGUCUACAACUUCAAAAUCGACCUCACACAGAUGCCUGCCUCCUCCGGCACGGGCAUCCACCACCAGGUCAGCCAGGCCACGAGCCUCUUCAACGUCCACGUCGAGAUGCGCCAGGAUCCCAACGGCAACGCUCAGCAGGGCAUCUUUAUGGAGAAUGGCAGCGGUGGCUUCAUGGCCGAUCUCUCCUUCCGCGGCGGCAAAUACGGCGCCUAUCUCGGCAACCAGCAGUUCACCGUCCGCAACGCUACGUUUGAGAAUUGCCAGACGGCCAUCUCGCAGGCAUGGAAUUGGGGCUGGUCCUACCACGACAUUCGAAUCUCCAACUGCACCCUGGGCUACGAGAUGCGCACGAGUCCAAAUCCAGCCUCGGGCAACCAGGGCGCUGCCUCCGUUUUGGCCUACGACUGGAGCCUCACCAACGUCGAUACCGCCUUCAACAUCACCACCCCCGAUUCCGGCACCGUCAUUCUCGACAACAUUGCCAUCGACCAUGUGCGCGCUGCGGUCAGCGCUGGCGGUGCAAACGAGCAGGUGGUGCUUCUCGAUGGCUCGCAAGAGCCUUCGGUCAUCAAGAGCUGGGUUCAGGGCGCAGUCGUGCAGGGCCAGCAGCAGCUCGACGACGCACAGGCCAUCUCGGACGUCAACAUUCGGCGCCCUUCGUCGCUUGUCGAUGCAAGCAAGCCUUUGCAGCCCUUUUUCAGCCGCAGUCGGCCGCAAUACCAAGGAGCCGCUGCCUCAGACUUUGUCAACGUCAAGGAAUUCGGAUGUGCAGGAGACGGCACCACCGACGACUCGAAGGCGCUCCAGCAGAUCUUGAACAGUAGCGCUGGUAGCAAGAUCGUCUACGUGCCCCACGGCACCUACUACCUCGAAUCCACGGUCACUUUGCCGCCAGGCACAAGGAUGGUGGGUGAGGUCUGGCCCGUCCUCAUGGGCGGUGGGCCGCUUUUCCAAAACAGCUCAAAUCCUCAGCCCGUCAUCCGCGUGGGAUCGCCGGGAGACUCUGGCGUCAUGGAAAUCUCGGACAUGGUGUUCUCCACCCGAGGGCCCGCAGCCGGCGCCAUCGUUGUCGAAUGGAACAUUCGAGAGCUGGACGGACAGCAAGGCUCCGCCGCUGUCUGGGACAGCCACAUCAGGGUCGGCGGAUUCGCCGGCACCAACCUGGAGGCGGACAAGUGCGCGCGAGAGCAGCCUUUGAGCGAGCAGUGUCGUGCGAGCUUCAUCAACCUCCAUCUCACUGCCAACUCGAGCGCAUACAUCGAAAACAUGUGGGUGUGGACGGCAGACCACGAUCUCGACUACGGCGAGCGCGCCCAGGUCAACCUCCUGUCCGGGCGCGGAAUCCUUGUCGAGUCCAAGCAGGGUCCCGUGUGGAUGUACGGCGGCGCGUCGGAGCACUCUGUGCUGUAUCAGUACAACAUUGUCGACGCCAGCAACAUCUUUAUCUCUCUCGCCCAGACCGAGACGGCAUACUUCCAGGGCGCAGGCCGCGCGGUCGCCAGCGCAGAAGAGCCGCUCUCGCUUCAGCGGUACAAAGAUCCGAACUUUAAUCUUUCGUCGGCGCAGUCGCCCACUUCGCCCUUUGCGGAUCCGUCGGAUCCCUACGAGAACCGCGGCCUUGGCAUGCGCAUCGCCAACAGCAGCAACAUCUUGGUCUACGGCGCCGGCUUCUACUCGUUCUUUGACAACUACAACCAGGCCCAGGUCUCCAAUCGUCGGUCACAGAAGAGGAUCCUCUGGCUCGAGAACGUCGACUCGCAAGCCAACGUAUGGGUCCUCAACCUCAAUACCGUCGGCGUAGAGAAGAUGGUCACCGUCGACGCCAUCGAUACCGUCGACGAGGGACCGCUGCGCAACGGAUUUGGGAAUACACUCGCCGUUUGGGCGGCCCAAAUCGCGUGGUAG